UCCGCGCCGCCGCCAUCAUGGCCCGCCAGCCCCGGGGACCGGCCCUGCCGCCCGCCCUCCGGCGCCCCGAGCCGCCCGGACGGGACCCGCCGCAACGACGCCGGCCCGUUGCAGGACCAGCCCUGCCUCCCGGCUAUAAGAGCAGCAGCUCAGAAGCUUCCGACAGCGAAGCCGACAGCGAGUGUUCGCCGCCGCCGCACGCAGGAGCGAGCCGGGAUUCCGAAGAGGAGCGAGAUUCCGGCCCCACUCCCAGAAAACGGAGGUGCUCUCAGGAGACGGAUGACGAAGGCUUUUUCGGACCUGCACUUCCUCCUGGAUUUAAAAAAGAGGACGAUUCUCCACCAAGGCCCAUUAUAGGUCCCGCAUUGCCACCUGGUUUUCAGAAAACUUCACAGAGUGGGGGGAAAAACCGAGAUGAUCGAGAACCUCCAGUUCCUUCGGAUUCCAACUCUGAGGCAUCAGAGAGCAGUGAAGAUGAUGAGAUGAUCGUCGGUCCCAUGCCUGCUAAAGGACCGUUCGAAUUCAGCGUCGCCGAAGAGUUUGAACGCAGGGCUCAGAGGAUGAAAGACAAACUGACCUCAGGAGAUGAUGACGGAGCCAAGCCAGUCACCAGGGAGUCAUGGAUGACCGAACUUCCUCCAGAACUGAAGGGCUUUGGCCUGGGCCCAAGGACUUUCAAAAGAAGAGCGGAGGACAAAUCCGGGGAUAGAUCGAUUUGGACCGACACGCCAGCUGACCGAGAGCGGAAAGCUAAAGAGACCCAAGAUGCCAAGAAGUCGAUUAGUAAGGACGAUGAAGAACGGGUAUUAUCUGGAAGGGACAAGAGACUAGCCGAACAAGUGUCUUCCUACAAUGAUUCGAAGAGAUCCGAAUCUCUUAUGGACAUCCAUCACAAAAAAUUAAAGAGCAAAGCAGCCGAAGAUAAAAACAAGUCUCAAGAGAGAAGACCCUUUGACCGAGAGCAGGAUCUCAAAGUCAACCGGUUCGAUGAAGCUCAGAAGAAGGCCCUGAUUAAGAAAUCCAGGGAGCUGAACACCAGGUUUUCACAUGGCAAAGGAAAUAUGUUUUUAUGAGACAUGAAUGCUGGAAGUUUGAAGCCCAACGUCAAACUCUUUAAAUAUUUUGCUACCUUAUCUGUAAAUACCUCUUUCAUUUGUAUGUAUUUCCGAAUAUUUAAGGAGAUGACAUUGUCAGAACUAGUUUUCUGUUCAAAGCUUUUAUUUUGGAAAUUCAUCCUUGAAAACACAUUAAGGGAAAACUUCAUGGGCAGAAAAGAACUGUGCUAGUGGCAGAUUGUAAAUACAGUUUAAAUCUGGUGGAGAGACGGUGAUGUUCAUGAUUUGGAAAGCAGGUCUUUUCAACAGUAUUGUUAUCAAAAAUAAACCAACCACAACGCAAUGAAAUUUAUCCCAAAAGUUUUUAAAACGAUAAUCCUGCACGUCUUUGCCAUGUCCUAUAGUUAAGGACUGAAUUUCUCGAGUCUGGCAUUCAGUGCAUCCAGGAGGUAUUAUUGCCUUGGCAUCUUAUGCAUCUAUUUGUUUUAUAAUCAAUAUAUUUUUUAACCUUUUUGUUCCUUUAAUAUUCCGGGUGAGAUUUGAAGAACAAAGUUUGCAUCUAAGGAUAA
This is a messenger RNA of Ornithorhynchus anatinus (platypus), 1624 nucleotides long. It is a transcript of the gene GPALPP1, whose product is annotated as GPALPP motifs containing 1. Bases 18 to 1073 code for a protein of 351 amino acids. The record is from RefSeq and is a predicted model, not a curated record. The transcript is spliced from 8 exons. Lineage: Eukaryota; Metazoa; Chordata; Mammalia; Monotremata; Ornithorhynchidae.